CGUGUAUCAUCUGGCUCAUCAUUAUGUAGUCGGCUAAAAUCAUAUGCUUUCAGCGAAUUUAGAGCUCAUAUUAUGAUAUCAAUUGUUGGCGAGCAAACUUUGUAUAUAAAGUCAUUGCACAUAGAGCUAAGGGGUCACUGAGCCUACAGCCUUUCAGUUCGAACAAUAACCCAAUCCGCAAAUCUCAAGAUGCUAGUACCAAAUCAAACUACGGAGAAGGUUGCGCAGUCGCGUUUCUACUUCCGACAGAUUUCCUUACAGCACAUUCGUAUACCCAAAAGUAUGGGCCGGAGACAAACCAUUAGCUUGCCACCCGGUGUAUGUGCGAUGAAGAUUAAUGGCUCGGACAAGCACUUCACAGUCAAACCGCUGGCAUUACAGUUAGAACUCAUGCUGGAGAAGAGGGAAUUGAGGUUGCAACUGGACAAAAUCAGGUCAUGGAUCAUGAAGAUACCGAGAGAGGGCGGUAGGGAGACAACUGGCAAGAUAUUCGCGCUGAUUAGGCCUUUUUUACCGGCUUUCUCUGCGAAGGAUAUCCAUGUACAUUUGUGCGAAGCUCAAGGAACUGGAAUUACCAGCAACACCGAGUUCUGCCGCUGGAUCGAAUUCAUAGAUCGCACGGUUGCACCGACGCACUGGAGUCCUUACUAUACCUACGGCACAGAUCGCAGGCCUAUGAAUAAAAUAGAGAAGAGUUACGCAAAGAUGGAAUAUCGGGACUGGCUAUACGACGUGCGAAGAUCAAAGGUAUCAGUAUGCACAAAUAUAGAUAUUGAAUAAAAACAAAUCC
Molecule: messenger RNA, 790 nt
Organism: Sphaeroforma arctica JP610
Lineage: Eukaryota; Ichthyosporea; Ichthyophonida
Exons: 2
Coding region: 190-780 (196 amino acids)
Source: RefSeq, a predicted model, not a curated record